CGCAUGUGUUAUGCAAAUGAGCUAUCUCGUCCUCCAAUCAGCGGGCUGCUGGAGCUGUUUUCCCGCAUGCAUCAGGGAGAGAGGGAGCGGAGCUGCAGCCCGCCGCUUACAGUCUUUGUGUGCUCUCUCCCGGCCGGUCGCCCGGAGAGCUGUGGCAGCACCCGGCUCUCAAUAAUGCGCUGUUUUUUCUACUUUUAUACCGCCGGAGUCCAACUUUGUACACACGAUGCGUCGCCUGCGGGGCUUUUAAUGGACGGGAUAGCAUGAGCUCCCAGUGCUACCCGGUGGCAAUGGACCUUGGCGUUUGUCAACUGAGGAAUUUCUCGAUUUCGUUUCUGUCCUCUGCGCUUGGGAAGGAGAGUGCAUCAGUCAGGGUUGACAAUAGCUCCUCGGGUGCAAGUGUGGUGGCCAUCGACAACAAGAUCGAGCAAGCAAUGGAUCUGGUGAAGAGCCACCUGAUGUACGCCGUGCGCGAGGAGGUGGAGGUGUUGAAGGAGCAGAUCAAAGAGCUGAUCGAGCGCAACACUCAGCUGGAGCAGGAGAACAAUCUGCUCAAGACCCUGGCCAGCCCCGAGCAGAUGGCUCAGUUCCAGGCUCAAGUCCAGACUGGUGGCUCCCCGACCGGCACCGCCCAACCUCCGGUCCCGGCUGGCCCCUCCACGCAGAGCUCCGGCACAUCUGCGUAACCCAGACAUUGGAGAGCCCUCUGACGAUGAGAGACCGGGGGGAUGGAAGAAAGAAGAUGAGAAGGAGGAGGAGAAAGGAGUCUCGUCAUACUGUGAACAGACUCUAGCAUUAAGACUCUGCCAGUGCUUGGAGGAGCACACACUCGGGCUCAGCCGGAGGAUGAACCACUCUCUUUUGUUGCACAUUUUAUUUAACUGACUUUGGAGUCACACCGAUGUGUAAUGUGUAAGUGUGUGUGCAUCUGCGUGCGCGUCUUUGCCUCCUUUCUGACUUUUAACCACCCGCUUCAGACAAUCCUCAUUGUCAUGCUGGUUGUUGUUGUAAUCAUCAUCAUGGUGACAACAACAAUGUGGGGAAAGGGACAGAGCUAACAGGAACCGACCCUGCCGCCAUCUUCAGGGCCGCUAAAAAAAAAAAAAAGAGGGCGGGAGGAGUUAACCAAGGGCCCGGCCAAUCAAAGAAGCAGGCUCUUGUCAGUGCCGUUGAAUACGUUGCGGUGUGACCCCCUCCCCACUGAAAACAUGUGCCAUCGUCCCCUACCCCGCCUUGCCGCACCCUGACUGUCCAUCAGCGCACAGUGUUUUUUUGUUUUUUGUUUUUUUUUUUAAUUCAACAUCUUCCUGUUUUCCUGUUGCACUUUUUUUUCCCAAGCGGACUUUUAAAGGAUGACAGAAGAUUCAUACAACCCACCCUCAAUCCGGGAAAGUCCCAGAUCUCUGAGGAUCACCAGUCUUGACAUUCUUCAAGGGGAGGAUGGUCAUAAAACCUAUGAAUUAAAUAUCAGCUGCUUCUCAUUGUUCACUUUGAGAACUGAGUUUGAGGUCCACGUUGCCCACCCUUGACACCCCCUCCUUGUUCUUUCUCAGACAGCGCAUUAAAGAUUUAUGCAGGGGAUCAAUGUUUUUUGGGGGUUUUUUUUAAGGAGGGCUGGGAGAAGCUUGUUUUGUCUGUCCUAUUAAUUUUGUUUUGGCUCUUGUUAAUGUAAUAAUGUCCAAGUGAUCUGUAAAAAUAAAUGGCAGGAAGGCAGUUCGAUAGGACAUGACUGUUUCUAGCUAGUGAUCUUUGUAUAGGUGAAAAUUUUCCAGUUCAACUCUGCCAAGUGCCUGGUUUCCAACCAUAGAUACAUAUAUAGAAGCCUUUUUUUUGUUGUUGUUGUUCUACUAUUUUGUAUAUAUAUCUAUGGUAUGGCCAGGUUUUUCUCUGAUCUACCUGUGAUGUCAUUACUCAGGGUGGCAACAGAAGAGGACCUUUUACCUCCACACUAAGAUGCUGUCUCUCCUGUGGUGACACACGGCCUUGUACUGUAUCUGCCGUUGCUUCAAACUCACUCGCUCAAAUGUUCUGGACUCUUUAACCAUUUGGAGACGUGUGUAGUUUUAGUUUUUUUUGUUUUGUUUUGUUUAAAUAAAUCUUAGCAUAUUUUUUUUUAUUAUUAUUAUUAUUAUUUUUUUGUACAGCCAAGUGUUUGAGUUGCUCAGUGCAACUGGAGCGCUGAACACAAUAAUGAGACAUCUGGCUUAAAAAAAAAAAGAAAGAAAAGGAAAAUGCCCAGCAGCAGAAGUAUGUUGAUGUUUUGUGCAUGUUCCUCAGCCCAUCACAAAUGUGACGUUACAAUUGCACUAGACAGUUGCACCUCAAAUAAAAAAAGAAAAACAUGA
Molecule: messenger RNA, 2345 nt
Organism: Pundamilia nyererei
Lineage: Eukaryota; Metazoa; Chordata; Actinopteri; Cichliformes; Cichlidae
Product: TSC22 domain family protein 1-like
Exons: 3
Coding region: 264-686 (140 amino acids)
Biological process (GO): negative regulation of apoptotic process; positive regulation of cell population proliferation; regulation of transcription by RNA polymerase II
Cellular component (GO): cytosol; nucleus
Source: RefSeq, a predicted model, not a curated record